Messenger RNA from Cutaneotrichosporon oleaginosum, 1172 nucleotides. RefSeq lists its product as uncharacterized. The record is from RefSeq and is a predicted model, not a curated record. Lineage: Eukaryota; Fungi; Basidiomycota; Tremellomycetes; Trichosporonales; Trichosporonaceae.
UGCGCGGAUGAGGCGGUUUUUGGAAGCGGAUCUCUCCACCUUGCCUUACGACAAAUCGGCACCCACCAUGUGGGCGGGGGCGGAGGGCGUUUGCGUGUUUUCGCACUGAUGAAUGGUCGGAUAACGGAACACGGUGUUUCGGCCGGAGAACAUGCGACCGCUUGCCGAUCAACCUGAGAUCUUUGCUGCACAGUAGCCGCCCACACGCGCACAGAUAGUUGUUCAGAACGCAACCGACAGGAACACGAUACCCUCACUGAGGAAUUUCGAAUAGCUACGCGCUAUCAGCGGCCUCAGGUCAGAGCUGCGUCGCCAACCUAGGCGUGCCAAGUAAGCGCGAAGGCCCCGUUUCGACUAGCGAAUACUGGAUAUGCCCCACUCGCUGCCAUUUUGCACCUGGGGAUGCCAACCCGGCCCCCGUGGAGGCCUAUGGAGAAGUGUUGGCCCCAAGGCUCGCCGCAAGCCCACUUCAUGCUGUGCUUGACGCCCAUGGCACUACGAGCAGUUAUUGUCAUUGCGGGGCGCGGCUUGUCCAUCUCAUUCCACGGCAUCAUUGGAUCAGCUCGGCUGGGCGCCCCCGAGGCGGGGAGUCGCAGCUGUCCACCCCGCAUGUGGCACCCACACACGGCGAAUCAUAUGCAGAUCAGUUACACGCCCUCGCAUACCGCUGCAAAGAUGCACAUGCUCCGGGCGGAGCCCAUAGCGCAGUUGUCUGUUAUGUGCACUCGAUUGAUCCAGGGCCAUGUCGACAUGAGGGGAAGUCAACAGCAGGCAUGGGUCAACUUCCGCCGACGGUGCUUCUCGACCCGCCAACCUGCGGGCUCUUCUUGUUGCGUGCCCGCUUCGAGGAGACGCACAUUGUCGCUCCUCGCCGAAUUCAGCGUUGCGAGGGUUGAGGUUGACCAGACGCACCAGAGCGGAGGGCCCGUGGCACUGAGAGCCGCGAGAUUGGCCAACACUUUGGGUAGCUGUGAGCCUCCUUCUCGUCCCCAUAGGGCGCUGAAGCUCCUAACCCGACUGCUGUUGCACAGUCAGCUCACUGGCAGUGAUAGGGGCCGCAGGCAAGCCUCUGCAGUCCACAAAGGCGUCUACGUUCCCUGCCGUUCUAUCGCGUCGAGGAUCUGGGAGUAGGGCACCGUCCGCGGAAUGACGAGUCAGAUGUUGUGAGGAUG